AUGGUGCCUCCAGAAAUAAUAUCCCGACAUAAAAGAGAAGCCAACCUCAAUGAUGAAGACAGAAGUUCAUUCAAGCACUUCAUCAAAAAGAAACCAGAUUUCCAAUUAAAGAUAAUAGACGAUAAUACAGACACCAUACCCCAAGCAAUAACAAGCAGCAAGUUACACAGCAUCAAUCACGAAUCUGAGCGGGUGAGUGCCACGACGGAGAAAGUGCGCGUGCGCUUCCUGGUCAAGUGUCGACGCUGUGAGAUGCCACUGACCGUUGACGAAGACGUGUUGUCUCCAGAUGUGGUACUGGUUCCAGCGGUCGUCGUCCUGAGCGUGGCCGUGUUGCAGCUGCGGCAGCGAAGGAAGCGGCGGGGGCGGCGCGGGCGGCAGCAACUGGGGCGGCGGCGCGGGCGGGCCCAGCGGCUGAAUGGGUUGGUGCUGAUACUCCAUAGGUUCGAGUCGAGGCGUUCGGGACGCGCUCGCUCAGUGAUCACUCAUCGCGGUGGGCGCGGAGAACGCGGCGUGCAAGCGCGGCGGCGUGCGGCGCGCGACUGCCGAGCGGAGGGUCCGCGUGCUACUGCGCCCCGCCGCGCGCCCCCCCUGCACUCCCCCACUCAGCUCAACCAAUACUUCCGAGCACGCAACACUCAGUUUUAA
This is a messenger RNA of Spodoptera exigua (beet armyworm), 648 nucleotides long. Lineage: Eukaryota; Metazoa; Arthropoda; Insecta; Lepidoptera; Noctuidae. The record is from the annotation of a GenBank genome assembly.